UCGACGGCCCGCUCCAACCCCAAAGAGAUCACCCCGCGCGCAGGUUUGCAAGAUGAGGAAGACAACAAAGGCACCUCAUGCGGCUGAGCUGCUCGACGAGCUUGUUUUCGAGAUCCUCCUCCGGCUGCCCGUCAAGUCCGUCCUGCGGUUCAAGUCUGUGAGCAAGGUGUGGCAUGCAAUCAUCUCCGACCCCUUCUUCAUCCGCGCGCACCUCCAGCAAUCUGCCUCCAGAUGGAGGCAGGACCCUUCACUGCUUGUCACCCCUCACGCUUUGAACUACGUCAUCGAGGACGAAGCUUGGCCGACCACCUUCUCCAACAAGAUCCGCUUCUACCAGUGGCAACAGCCCUCCUCCGAGGAGGAGCCUGAGGAGGAGCCUGAAGAGUUGAAGCUCGUCAUGCAUGGUGGCGACUUCCUCGGCGAUUUCAACUCUGUGUGCCGCUUCGCGCACUGCGACGGCCUGAUGGUCGCCCCCACCAAUACCAAAGUCUAUCUCUUCAACCCGGCGACCAGGGACGCCAUGACACUGCCGUACAGCGACCGCAACAAGAUGCACCGGUACGCGGUCUGCCUUCCUGUAGGGUUCGGCUUGGACCCUUGCACCGGCAGGCACAAGGUGGUUCGGGCCUUCUACCGCUCCAGGAAUCCGCGGACUGGUAUCUACGCCAUGGGGAUGGAGGUGUUCACCGUCGGUGAUGCUCCGGCUUCCUGGAGGGAAACCACGGCUGAUCUGCCGUACCCUGUCGCUGAUUGGAUCACCGCUGUGUUCGUCAACGGGGCCCUAUUCUGGGUCAUUGAGAAGCGUGGUCUUGAUCCGAACCCGCACAGCCUCCUCCGCUUCAGCCUGGACGACGAGACAUUCAGCGUCACGCGCCUGCCUGACUCGCUGGACCCUGCGCUUGUCGAGUCCUACUCCUUCAUGCUGGACGAGAUGCACGGCGAGCUAUGCCUGACCGCCUUCAGCAGCAGCAAGCCGGCCGAGCAGCAGCCCCUCAAGAUCUGGACGCUGGUGGAAGAAGACGACGGGCGAUGGGAGCACCGCUACUCCCUCACCAUUUCGGGGCUGGUGCACCCGGUGGCUCUUCUCCCGGGCCGCGGCGUGAUGAUUGUACAGCGGUCGCAGUACAUCUGCUGCUACGAUCUGCGGACGCAUGAGCUGGACACCGUGUGCGAGCUGGAUCGCCUGAGAUACGAGAGCACGGGCACCUUGCAGGCUGCUAGGCAGAAAACCUAUUACUUUAAUGUAAUACCUUACACUCAGAGCCUGGUCCGAAUUUGA
Messenger RNA from Lolium rigidum, 1279 nucleotides. Its product is annotated as putative F-box protein At1g50870. Lineage: Eukaryota; Viridiplantae; Streptophyta; Magnoliopsida; Poales; Poaceae. The transcript is spliced from 2 exons. The record is from RefSeq and is a predicted model, not a curated record. The coding region runs from base 53 to 1279 and encodes 408 amino acids. Gene Ontology annotation, molecular function: protein binding.